GAAGAUGGGCUGGUCUGUGCCCCGCCCAGGGAACAGGCCACAACGGACACGAGGACCCUCUUGAACCACAUUAUAGUUCUGGGCCUCACCCGCUAACACAGGACUAGUAAAGGCCAAAAGGCAGAUCUAGGAUCAGAUUAUCCUGCCUCAUUUCAUUAAUUCGACUUGCAUUUUUAUUUAUGUAUAAUCCAUUGUCCAUAUAUUUAGGCUGAUCUUAUAAUUUUAGAUAUCUGUUUAAAUAUAUUUAUAUGUGUUGUAGGCUAUGACAUAAUUUUAUGUUUAUGCAUCUGUACCAAGAAGUUCAAAUAAACCUAAACAUAAACCUCGCAUAGGCUUGAAAAAUAUCAGACCGGUUGCAGAUAAGGUAGUUGGCGGCAAAUUUGAUAUGCUAUUUCCUGUGAUACCUUUAUUUAAUUUCGUGUGCAAACUGAUCAAUAUCAACCGUUUCACUUGUAGCAUUGUUUUUGUAUUGAUAUUCACAAUAAUAACACAAAUGUAUUUAGUUAAUUGUUUUACAAAACCUUUUUCAAACAAAGAAAGAGGAAGGAGUCCGCGCUCGUGACGCACGGACGUAAGGAGUAUAAAACGCGCAGGAACCUUCCAGUCCUUCCAUUUCCUUCUCCCAGCCAACCGAGAUGCGGACGACUCGAAUGUGCUGCUCUGAAAUGCAGGACAGAUGCCAGGGAAGUCCAGAAGACUGACACGUCUGCAUUACUUGUGACACGACUUCCUGGCUUCAAGGCAUCUGAACAGAUUCUCCACUUGGAGUUCCAUUCUGGAAUAGGAAUGUGUGCUGCAUUCAGACCACGAGACUGAUGCGCUUUGUGAAAAUCCAGGCGUGGGGAGGAAGUUUCCUGAAGGGAUUAACACUACCUUACCUGUUUGAGUGCUGUGGUCAGUGGAAUUGCAGCGUGGACUCCAACAUACUGUUGACUGUCCUGAAACAAGAUGGCUGUUCUGGGCUGCUUUUAAACCUCUACAGGAUCAGUGUCCUGAAAUCUGGAACGCUGCUGCUCAGUAUGUGACUAGAAAGGCAUUCUGAACAACAGCCAACUUUCCGGGACAUCGACAUGUCUUAUAUCGUCAACAAGCUUAAAUGUUCGUUAAUCUAACCGCAGUGUCUAAUUUACAGUAGCUAUUACAGCGGGACAAAAUACCAUGCUAUUGUUUGGGAAUAGUGCACAACAACAGAACACUUAUCAAUGCAACUUGUUUGAUACAUUCACCUCUGACAUAUUGGCUACACAACACGUCAAUUAGCCUAAUGAAGGUAAGCCGUCGUUAGGCACCAAUGAGACCAGCGGUGCUCACUUGAUUGACAGAGUCUUGGUCCAAGGACCACCUAUCAUUUUGAAAGCGAUCAAGCUAGAUAGCCAAUGAGCUGGGCRUUCCAGCAGCAUGUGYACGCCUUUUGUACUACAAACAACCYUCAUGCUAGAGCUGUGGGCAACAGUGUUCAUUCUCUGGUGAAAGCAAACAGGACUCACGGUYGUUAAUGAUACGCAGUGGUUCGUUCUCUUCUACAAACUUUUCUCAAAACUAAAAAAAGAAAACAUGGCUACUACUAGUGGAAAAGCUACAUCGAAGUCCAAGUUUACACAUUUGGAUGAGAACAUUGCAGAAAUGGACUGGGAGAGUGACACAGAACUGAUGGAUGAGGACUCCAUGAGUGAAUACAGUUUUGAUUCCAGUGAGGAAGAAAUAUUUUUGGAAGGAGAAGAUCCACUUUUAGAUCAAGGUAGAGACUCCGAUGACAUCUGGGAGCCAUCUCCAAAGAAACCACAUUCAAGUCCAUCCCACACUCAUUCAAACAUAGGAACUGGCUCCUCCAGUCUGACCCCUGCUGCUGUCUCUGGCUCCACACCCACCUGGCCAUCUAGAGGUGUUAUGAGUCCAGACCAGAAGCGGAGGAGGGCCAGUGUACCAGCGGCAACUACCACCGAGGGAGAGGACCGUUGGCGCACUGUGCUAGAGGAUGAUGUGGAGCCACUUCGACCAACAUUUCGACCUAAAAGGCAGCCAGGACCUCAGCUGGACAUGACUGGAAAGUACAGCCCCCUUAAUCUUUUCCAGAUGUUUUUCUCCUCGUCAGUUCUUGAUUUGCUUGUGUCGAACACCAACAAGUAUGGGGCUAAGAAGCAAGCAGGCAAGAAAGAGGCAUGGAAGCCCAUUUCCAUCCAAGACCUGUACUGUUACAUCUCACUGGUCAUUUAUAUGGGGCUUGUGAAGUUGAAAACCCUGAAGGACUACUGGAGAAGCUCAAGACUCUACCAACUGCCUUUCCCUYCAACUYUCAUGUCUMGUAKGAGGUUUCUGACRYUCUCGCGGGCGCUUCAUAURAGUGACCCACAAGCUGACGARAACAAUGACAAGAAGAAGGGCACAGCAAGCUUUGAUAGGCUCUMCAAAAUCAAACCUCUCUACUCCAGCAUUGUUGAGGCCUGCAAGACCKAUUUUCAGCCUUCCCAGAACCUGUCCAUCGAUGAGKGGAUGGUAGCCUCAAAGGCCAGAAUUGGCAUCAAYCAAUAUAUGCCUAACAAGCCAACAAGAUGGGGUUACAAGCUGUUUGUUUUGGCAGAUUCUGCAUGUGCCUACACUUGGAAUUUCUUUGUUUAUGAGGGSAAGUCCAUCUCAGCCACCGGUAUGGGACUUGGUUAUGAUUCCGUWAUGAAAUUAUUGGAURUUCCACUGCUGGGGACGGGCUACAAARUGUUUGUGGARAACUUUUACACAAGCRCUACCCUYUUUARAGACCUGAGGAAGCUGAAUGUAUGGUCUUGUGGAACCAUUCGUCCCAACGGAGUGGGUUUUCCCAAAACAAAAGUAAACGACAUGCCUAAGAGGGCUGAAAGGGGUACCAUACGAUGGAUUCGUAAAGAUGACCUGCUCUUUGUYAAGUGGAUGGAUGCCAGAGAGGUGGUCAUGUGCUCCAGUAUCCACAAAURGUACAGUGGCGAUCACAUCCGCAGGCGUGCGAAGGACGCUAAUGGGACAUGGACCAAGAAAGAUGUCCCCGUUCCAGCUGCUGUGAAGGAUUACAARAAGAGCAUGGGAGGUGUGGACCUGUCAGACGCUCUGAUAGGCUACUACAAUGUUCUCCACAAGACAAWGAAAUGGUACAAGACAUUSUUCUAUCACUUCAUCGACAUUGCUGUGGUGAAUGCAUUCAUCCUCCAGAAGGAGAAGGCUAAGAUCUGUGGAKAGACKCCCAUGACACAGCUAGCCUUCAGAGAGCUGCUCAUCCAGGAGCUUGCUGACUGCGGCACAAAGUCCACUGCAGCACCUUCUGUCCGCUCUACCUCUGUCCGCUCUACCUCUGUCCUCUCUACUCCUGCCUCCAGUGAUGUUCACCUGCCAAAAUACAUCACUGCAGACCUGAAUGUGCCUCAGGGCCAAAAGGGCUCAGUAGGAAGGCGUCGUUGUACUCUGUGCCACAAGAAAUCUCCAAUCGCCUGCAGUACUUGUGCAGUUACCCUCUGCUUUACAACAGAGAGAGACUGCUAUGGACCUUGGCAUCAGCAGCUCAAUCUGGUGUAGAGGUGUUACCCUCUGCUUUACAACAGAGAGAG
This is a messenger RNA of Salvelinus sp. IW2-2015, 3569 nucleotides long. The record is from RefSeq and is a predicted model, not a curated record. Lineage: Eukaryota; Metazoa; Chordata; Actinopteri; Salmoniformes; Salmonidae.